ACAGAUGGAUUUGGAUCACACUUUGAACGGAGGAGAAGAUGUGGUCCUCAAGAUGGAUCCCGAGGUCCCCUCUGACCAGAAGCUUCGUCGUGCUCUGAACUUAAACCACUAUGCGACGAAGAAAAGCGCCGCCCAGAGCAUGCUGGACGUGGCUCUGCUAAUGGCCAACUCGUCCCAACUGAAGACGGUGUUGUACGUGGGGCCGCAGUAUCGCUUCUACACCCCCCUCAUCGUCCUCCUGUCCCUGUCCAUCACUCUACAGGUGCUCGUCGGACUGCUGCUCGUCUUCAUCGCGAAGUACGACCUGAAUGACGCGAGGAAACACGCCAAACUCAACCGAAUGAACAACGUGGCCACAGUGUUUGUCUUCUUCACUGUCCUCAUCAACAUCUUCAUCACAGCCCUGGGCUUUGAAGACCACGCUGUCAGGUCUCUAGUCCCAGGCCACACUCUGGCUGCUGUUUCUCCUGAUCUCAACUUCACUGGAUAAUAAGAUUUUAUUAUAUUUGUUUUGUUUUAAAUGGACUUCAGGGAAAGUUUGGUUGUUUAAGCUUCAAUCCAUUUCAGCCAAUACUAUUUCAUGUUCUCCAUCAACGCAGACU
This is a messenger RNA of Periophthalmus magnuspinnatus, 602 nucleotides long. RefSeq lists its product as uncharacterized. NCBI's taxonomy places the organism in Eukaryota, Metazoa, Chordata, Actinopteri, Gobiiformes, Gobiidae. Gene Ontology annotation, cellular component: membrane. The transcript has 4 exons. The record is from RefSeq and is a predicted model, not a curated record. Gene Ontology annotation, biological process: cell adhesion; tissue regeneration. The coding region runs from base 5 to 490 and encodes 161 amino acids.